AUGGAUUGCGUGCGAGCGAUUAGGGCUUUUGAUGCUCUUAUCAUUGGUGCUUUCUUGCCUGAGAAAUUUUUGGGGGUAAACGCUAAGCGUGGGGCUAACAUUGAUGCGAGAACGUGGGGAUCCUGCGGGUGGACUCCUUUACAUGCUGCGGCUAAAGAGAGGAAGAGGGAAGCUGUGAAGUUUCUGGUGGAGAAUGGUGCGUUUCUGCCUGAUGAUAUAAGUGAUACGAGGUUUAAUCCGCCGGUGCAUUACUGUCAUGGGUUGGAGUGGGCGUAUGAGGAGAUGAAGAAGCUUAACAGCGAGUCUUCUUCGUGUUCUGGUGGAGACACAUCUUGCAGUUCGGAGAACUGA
Eruca vesicaria subsp. sativa (arugula) is the source of this 351-nucleotide messenger RNA. The record is from the annotation of a GenBank genome assembly. NCBI's taxonomy places the organism in Eukaryota, Viridiplantae, Streptophyta, Magnoliopsida, Brassicales, Brassicaceae.